AUGUAUCAACUACCUGCACUUGAAAAUGAUAGGGCAGAACUCAACUUAAUGAAUGAUAGAGAGAAAUAUUUCCCUCAUAAUGAUCAAGACCUUCAUGAGAUGCUCUGCAUAUUCAUAUCAAAGAACAAUCUCAAGUUUAUUGAUCCUUCAUUAUCUGUCUUUUCGCCUUUCACUUGCGGGAUCAAAGAUCUGAAAGAUGAUUCUUUUCAGACGAUACUUAAACAUCUUAUAGCUGAAUUAAAUGCCCGUCUCAAGUCUAUUCCAAUUAGCAGAAAUGAAAUAUCAAAAUCACAAUACGUAUGUUCUUACCUUGUUGCUGAAGCGAAUCUAUACGAAGGGAAGUUUGAGCUUCAAUCAGAAAAAAAUAUCACAGGGCCUAAUAGACACAGACUAAGUAUUGCUCAGAAUGCCGUUCAGCUCAAGUUAGUUUUAUCAAACUGUAAACGUAAGGUGAGUGAGAUGGAGGAAGAUAGUGUGUUCGUGGAUAAGGCUAAGAUUCAAACUAUCAGAGCUGGUGGUCAUUAUUUAUAA
Funneliformis geosporum is the source of this 531-nucleotide messenger RNA. NCBI's taxonomy places the organism in Eukaryota, Fungi, Glomeromycota, Glomeromycetes, Glomerales, Glomeraceae. The record is from the annotation of a GenBank genome assembly.